ACAAGGAUGUGACAUAUAAAACUCACCAUCUUGGACUUCUCUAGUAUGCUUGGCUCUGACUUGACCUAAAUGCCCAUGGUGUCUGUGCCAAAAUAUAUCAUAGUAAGUGAUGAAUUUGGACUUUGUUGGAUGAAAGCUGAGACAGCAUAGUUGAAACUGAGGAUCAUGUUUUCAUCCCUCAUUACUAGGACGCAGGAGGCAUCAAUGAUAAGGCCUUGCCAGAAAUUUGAAGGUCACAGCAAUUUUCUUGAGGGCAUUAUACAUUUGCUGGGCAGACAAUGGAUGAUGACUUGUUCAAGAGAUGGCUCACUGCGGGUAUGGAACUUGAAGAGUGGGAAACAGAUAGGAGAGGACUGGCAGGAUGGGGAUAGUGGAGUGUGGACGUUGAUAGCGUUGUCUCUGGAUGGGAAGGAAGUGGUUAGCAGAAGUUUGGAUGGUGCAGUGAGGUUGUGGGACAUUGAUACAGGCAAAGUUAUCGCAAAAUGGACAGGGCAUACACAGCCAGUGAAGUCUGUUUGCUGGAGUCGAGAUGGUCAGCAAGUGGUGAGCAGAUCUGAAGAUGGGACUGCAAGGGAGUGGGAUGUGGAGAACAGAGAGACAAUCGUUGGUCCAAUAGAGACUGGGCACGAAGAUGUGUUCAUAGUCAUCUAUUCACCAGACAUGAUCAUGUUUGUGACUAGUGGAUACGAUAGCUGGCCAAAUCAUGGUAAUACUGAGUGUGCAGUCAAAAUCUGGAAUGCGAAGACAGGUGUGCUUGUCGCCACUCUCAAGGGACACACAGAUUUGGUGGUGUGCCUGGCUUGGACCCCAAAUGGAAAAACACUUAUAUCUGGGUCAGUCGAUUCCUCAAUUAGGACAUGGAACACUUCAAACCAGAUUGCUGUGCUGGAUGGGCACACUGAAAGUGUCUAUGGCAUUGCAAUAUCUCCCAAUGGCCACGUCCUCACAAGUGCAUCAAGGGACAAGACAGCACGAUUGUGGAACCUCAACGAUAAUCAGCCCAUCAGUUCACCCCUCAACUAUGCAAAUACAAUCACUGUCAUGUCAUUUUCAGCAGAUGGAAAGCUACUAGCCACUUGCUGCGAUGACAAAAGCAUGUAUACUUGGGAUGUUUCUGCGAUAUUAGAGGAAGCUGGCCUGGACGACCUUCUUUUGGACAAGCCAAUCAAGGCUUCCCCUUGGGUAUGCCAAGGCCUUUUUGACAACACACAACAUCAUGCUCACGUACGUUGUUAAUUAUGUUCCAUCCAGUCCUGUUUUCAUCAUCUUAAUAUCCUCAGUUGUCUGCACAACACCACCCCCACUCUUGAUCAUCACCAUGGCGUGAAAGCA
Molecule: messenger RNA, 1332 nt
Organism: Suillus subaureus
Lineage: Eukaryota; Fungi; Basidiomycota; Agaricomycetes; Boletales; Suillaceae
Product: quinon protein alcohol dehydrogenase-like superfamily
Exons: 1
Coding region: 166-1236 (356 amino acids)
Molecular function (GO): protein binding
Source: RefSeq, a predicted model, not a curated record